AUGUGCAAAGUGUUCAAGAAUGCCGAAAAGGAAACAAAAGGAAAAAAAGGAGAGGAAUUAAUCACUUACAAGGCAAAAAUGGAUCAAGAACCAAAUCAAAGAGAAUUGCAUGAGGAAAAGGUGGGGGAGAAAAAUUCAAGAGCUCCAAAGCAGUUUACAGAAUCUAACUGCUCACGAACCAUCGCAACCACAUCUUCCCAUGCUGUAAAUGGUAAAAAUCUCGAGAAGCCCAGCCACAAUGAGGCACCAAAAGAAAUGCACGAAACGAAAAUCAGAGAUGGUAAAAAUGACGAUCGAGAGGAGAAUGUCAAGGAUUCGGAACCUACUGUUGUCAGUGGCAAUGGAACAGAAACUGGUCAGAUAAUUGUUAUCUCAGUUGGUGGGAAAAAUGGCGAGCCAAAACAGACAAUGUCAUUUAUGGCGGAACGUGUUGUGGGCACUGGUUCAUUUGGAGUCGUGUAUCAGGCCAAGUGUCUAGAAACGAGUGAAUUUGUAGCCAUAAAGAAAGUGCUGCAGGAUAAGAGAUACAAAAACCGAGAGCUGCAGAUAAUGCGAUUGCUUGAUCAUCCUAAUGUCAUUCACUUGAAACAUCAUUUCUAUUCAACUACUGAAAAAAACGAGGUGUACCUCAACCUUGUUUUGGAUUAUGUCUCUGAAACUGUUCAUCGGGCUUCGAGGCAUUACAUCCGGGUGAAUCAGUACAUGCCCUUUCUGUAUGUUCAGCUUUACACGUACCAGAUUUGCCGAGCACUAAAUUACAUUCAUAGAGUUAUUGGGGUUUGUCAUCGUGACAUUAAGCCACAAAAUCUGUUGGUUAACCCACACACCCACCAGCUUAAAAUUUGCGAUUUUGGGAGUGCAAAGAUGUUGGUACCGGGUGAACCAAAUAUAUCGUAUAUUUGCUCUCGGUAUUAUAGGGCUCCCGAGCUUAUAUUUGGAGCUACAGAGUACACAACUGCAAUCGACAUGUGGUCAGCCGGUUGUGUUAUGGCCGAGCUUCUUCUUGGGAAGCCUCUCUUUCCUGGGGAAAGCAGUGUUGAUCAGCUAGUUGAAAUAAUCAAGNCCCCAACUAGGGAGGAAAUCAAGUGCAUGAAUCCGAAUUACACCGAAUUUAAAUUUCCUCAGAUUAAAGCCAACCCAUGGCACAAGGUUUUCCAAAGGAGAAUACCACCUGAAGCAGUAGAUUUAGUGUCCAGGCUACUCCAAUAUUCGCCUACUCUACGUUUCACUGCUUUGGAGGCUUGUGCACACCCAUUUUUCGAUGACUUGAGAGAGCCUAAUACAUGCUUACCCAACGGGCGAAACCUUCCACCUAUCUUCGACUUCUCACCUGAAGCUGCAGGUCCGACGCCUUCGUGGAGACGACCCUUCCGGUGCAGCCCUCACCCCCUGGCUCGUUCUGUCACUUCAAUCGAUAUAGCUUGCCCUCUUUGUGUAAGCUCGUCGGCUGUCUUGGUGGCAGUUUUUGACGAGGUGAGCGGCGCAGUAGCGUGCUCGAGUCUGCCGACCUUUGCUUCUUCUUCUCCUCCGUCUGUCUUCUGGGACAGUGGGGGUUCGGGGCGCGUUACUCGGUCAGUCUUUGCUCUGUGGGUGGGUCUAGCUAGCCGUCACUGGCUCUUGGUGAAGGGAGUGGUUAGGUUUGUGCAGGGGCAGGGUUCUGACUCGAGAGGCUGCUCCUCCGGUGAGCUAACGAUCACAGAUGUCGAGUGGUAUCAUCCCUUGUGCGGAUGCCAUGGCGGCGGUAGUUGGUGGUCACUGGUUCUUGGGUGGGGUGUGGAGCUUGGGCUUAUAGCCGUGUGCGGCUGUUGGCCGAGAAUUUUUUUAUUAAUUGAAACAGAUGACGAAAAUCAGUCCCUCUCCUUGUACACCUAUCCACACACUCAAAAACAGUCGCACAAUUUCCCAAACAAUAAAAAACCCCAUCCAAAAAACACACCGGCAAACAAGUCUCCGAUGCCUUCCGACGGCCCGACGGCGCCGUUGCUGGGGGACCACGAGCCCCGCGCCCGCCUCCGUCCGCGCUUCCUCCGGCGCCCCCCUAGCCUCCGUGGUGCCGCUCGGUUCCUCCGGCGCGCCAGCAGCCGGAGCCGCGCCAUGCGCGAGCCGUCCGUCCGCGUCAGGGAGGCGGCCGCCGAGCAGAUUGAGGAGCGGCAGAGCGACUGGGCCUACUCCAAGCCGAUAGUGCUCCUCGACCUCAUCUGGAACAUCGCCUUCAUCGUCGUCUCGAUCUCGGUGCUGAUCAUGAGCCGGAACGAGACGCCGCCCGUGCCGCUGAGGCUCUGGAUCGUCGGUUACGCGGUGCAGUGCGUCCUCCACGUGGUGUGCGUUUGCUCGGAGUAUAAGAAGAGGAACUCGCAGCGGGAUUUAGAAGCGAGCGGGAGAGGUCAGUUCGUUUACAGUCGGAGCUACUCGGAUUCGAGCUCGGGAAGUGAUGAAUCCGAUACCGGCGGUUACUUUUUCGGUCGCCGGCAAAGUGAUGAUGAAGCUAGCUUUGCUAAGCAUCUGGAGUCCGCAAAUACUAUGUUAUCGUUCAUUUGGUGGGUCACCGGGUUCUAUUGGGUGUCGGCUGGUGGCCAAAACUUGACUACUGAAUCACCUCAGCUUUACUGGCUUUGCAUUACAUUUUUGGCAUUCGACGUGUUCUUUGUGGUUGUCUGUGUUGCUGUUGCUUGUGUUGUUGGACUUGCUGUUUGCUGCUGUCUACCGUGUAUCAUUGCACUCCUGUAUGCUGUUGCUGAUCAGGAAGGAGCUACUAAGGAAGACAUUGAGAGGCUACCUAGAUACAAGUUCCGGAAAAUCAGUGAUCUUGAGAAGCAAAGCAGUGAAACUGAAGUUUCUUAUGGAGGAAUAAUGACUGAAUGCAACAGUAACUCACCCACAGAGCAUGCCCUUCCUCAAGAGGAUGCUGAAUGCUGCAUUUGCCUGAGUGCUUACGAUGAUGGAGCUGAACUGCGUGAGGUUCCUUGUGGCCACCAUUUUCAUUCCGCCUGCAUAGACAAGUGGCUCUACAUAAAUGCCACCUGUCCUCUUUGCAAGUUCAAUAUACUGAAAAAUGGCAACCAAGAUGGCAGUGAAGAAGUAUAGUCGAAAAAACCGUCCAUACUGUUUGGCUUUCUGGCAUAUUAUUGAAUGUGUGGUGGCGUUUGGUGGUUGUGUGGAAUUUCUUGUUUCUCUAUGCCACAUUCAAGCAAAAAUGAAUCGUGCCAAUAUCUCGAGAGUAUGACACAAUUUGUAGUAAUACUCUGUUCGGUUUGACAUGAUGUGGUACACAUAUGAUUGUAGUACAUGUUCACGAUGUUUAUGCAGGCUGGCUUAAAUUUGUAAAUUCGUUGUAGCAUUGUUUCAGUUUGCUGUGGGUUCAAGGCAUUCGUAAAUUCGUUGUAGCAUUGUUUCAGUUUGCUGUGUAUUUUGGGAGACGAUUGUAAGUUCAUUCGUAAAUCCUAGUACGAAGAUUUUCUUGUUCUGUUGUACAUAGAUCAAUUGUGUUUUUCGUUCCUUUUU
Messenger RNA from Striga asiatica, 3501 nucleotides. NCBI's taxonomy places the organism in Eukaryota, Viridiplantae, Streptophyta, Magnoliopsida, Lamiales, Orobanchaceae. The record is from the annotation of a GenBank genome assembly.